GGGCACAUAGUAGGGAAACUAAACACGGGUAUCAUGCAAUCUCUAGGGUUCCUAAACUAAAAUGAAAAUAAAACAAUAAUGCUGAUGCAAAUAGUUCAAAGAUUUCUAUCUUGAUUAUUGGCAAGCAUCAUUAGCUUAAUUCAGGAAUACUCAUAACAAAGGACACCGGCUGAAAUGAAAAUCCCACCGGUGGGAAGGAACCUUCCCAGUUACCCAAGGAGGGAGAAAUGGGCUAAGCUAGACAAGUUCCUUCUGAAUCGUGACUGGGCUGACUCUGGGCUUGACUGCAGAGCUGAUCUUAUGGACUUGACGAUUGAAUCUGACCACUGCCCAAUGGUGCUCUCCCUUUUUGGCACCUCCCCCAGUGGCUCCAAGCCCUUUAAAUUUUUCAACAUGUGGACCCACCGUGAUGAUUUUGGUGAGAUUGUUAGAAGGGUCUGGGAAGGGCCUCUUAAAGCCCUCAACAGCAAAGUCUUUGGUCAUAUCUCCAUCAAAGCAACAAAGGCCAAAGAUGAGUAUAAGUCCCUUAUGAAACUCCUGGUUGAUGAUCCCAGCAAUCCCUCCCUUAUUGAUAUGAACUCCAAGAAGACAGAAGCCACCUUCCUCAUUGAUGCUAAGAGAUCCUUCCUCCAGAAAAAGGCAAUGUGUGACUUCCUUGUUGACAGUGAUAAGGGCACACUCUACUUCCAUACCCAUGUCAAGUACAAGACUAGUAAAGCUAUCCCCUUCUGGUCAGAAGUGAUGGACUACCUCCAGUAGUGAAGUUUUUGGCAACCAUAUUCCUGCCACUCCUAUCUCUCAAAAGAUGAUGCUCCUCUGGCCCCCUUACCCCCCCCCCUGAGGCUUCUCAUGGGUUGCUGG
Molecule: messenger RNA, 861 nt
Organism: Cuscuta campestris
Lineage: Eukaryota; Viridiplantae; Streptophyta; Magnoliopsida; Solanales; Convolvulaceae
Source: the annotation of a GenBank genome assembly